Molecule: messenger RNA, 1926 nt
Organism: Leptopilina heterotoma
Lineage: Eukaryota; Metazoa; Arthropoda; Insecta; Hymenoptera; Figitidae
Exons: 3
Coding region: 482-907 (141 amino acids)
Source: RefSeq, a predicted model, not a curated record
UCGAGACACAUUGCACAUUCUGAUAACGAAGAGGGUGGGCUUUUUGCAGAAAGUGGUAACAAGUGUCAGUAACAUUGCACACGCAUCGCAUCAAAAAAAAAAAAAUUAUUUUUUCGCGCCAAAAAUUUUUUUAAAUAAAACUGUACACUUGAUAAAAUGAUAGAGAAAAUUUUUUUUUGAAAAUUUAUAAUUUAAAAAAUUCCAUAAAUAUUCAAAUCCCAUAAUAAAGAGUUGCGACAAGUGUUAAAAAAAAAGGAAGAAAAAGUCCUUCUUUUUUUAAAAAAAAAGUGUAAUUUUAUUUCUUUUUUCAAAGCAAAUUUUUUAAACCCCAAUUUUUUUUAACCUUCGUUUUCAUGUCUAAUGAAAAAAUAUUCAUCGUGAGACUGAGAGUGAUUGAAAAUUAAAGGGGGGGAGGGAAUCGUGAUUCGAAGAAGGAGAGGAAAAUAAAAGCGAUCAAAACGAAGCACAAACGCAAUCACAAAUGGCGAACACGAUAUUUGGAAUAAUUUUUAAUUAUAUUCUUAUUUUUGUCAUUACGUUAAUUGUCCCUGGAAUUUUUGCUCGCACAUUUUAUGAUAAAAAUAUUUCAAAUCAAGAAUUAAACAACUUGGACUACAAUAAUUAUAAUUUGGAUGAAUAUCAGAAACCAAUGCAGAAAAGAGCAGCACUUUUGCUCGACAGACUGAUGAUUGCAUUGCAAAAAGCUAUUGAAAAUGAAGAUUCAGUGGGUGGAGGAUCGAGUGGAAAAUACUACGUGAAGUCUGGAAAUCAACUAAGGGAAAGUACCAGGCAAAAUAUUCCCUUGACAGAUGAAAAAACGAUGGAUCUUCAACGCAGAGGACAAGCAAAAGGUCGAGUUUAUUGGCGUUGUUACUUUAAUGCAGUGACAUGUUUCAGACGGAAGUGAUUUUAUUUUCCGAUCAAGACUUUAUCUAUACUCUAGAUUCCAAAAUAAAUAUCAGAAAAAAAAGUUUCACCGCAAAAAUGUCAGUGUGUUACAAAAACAAAAAAAAAUUCAUUUCCUCUGUUACUUAAUAUCAGAAAUUUACCGUAAAAAAAUUCUCAUUAAAAAAAUUAUCAUUAAAAGAAACAGAUCUCACAUAGAUUUUUAAUUUUGUGAAACUUCAUUUAAAAAAAAAAUUAUCCACGUUUCACAAAACGUGCUUGUCAAAAAAAUUAAGACAAAAAAUUGGGAAUUAAUUUCUUUUGUAAAAAAAAAUUGGAAAUUAUAUUUUCUUUGUAAAAAAAAUCCGACUGAACUGAUGAGUUUUCAAUAACUCCAUCGUAUAAAUUAAAUUGUAAUUAAAGAAAAAUUUAAUCUAUAAUUAAAUAAAUAUCUUUUCACUUAUAGUAUAUUAUAACUGAAAGAUUUACUCUGUUAAUAACACAUAUGUGCAUAUAAUUAACGUUAUACUUUUUAAGUAAGUAAUAAAAUUUAUUUUUACAAUUGAAAUUAUUUUAGAAUAAUGAAAAAAAUACGCAUUGAUAUGUAGUUAUGAAUUUUAUAAACAAUCAUAAGUUAAUGAUUUUUUAUAAUUAUUUUCAUUAUAAAAUGAAUUGUUAAUGAACAAGUUAAAAUUAACCGGAAAGUUCAUUAAUAUACGCGUAUCAAUGGUGCCAAAAGACAAAAAAAAAAAUUUUAAAUAAAAACAAACAAAAAAAAAAAUUUUGCAAAUAAUUUCAAUUGCCAACAGGAGAAAGUAUUAUAUUAAACCAAAGUAUAUGUAAUUACACUUUGAGAAUAAUAUUUCCUGUUACAAUCAAUUAAAAGUGUUAAAUUUUUAAUAUAUAAGAUAAUAAUGUUCACAUGAAUUUACACAAUUUUAGAAUUUUGUUAAAAGAAAUUAUUGCUUCUUGUACCGCAAACAGUAUUUUCUUAUCCUGUGUACCUGAUUUUUCUGUAUAAAUAAAUCUACACUUCGAAUA